This is a messenger RNA of Sphaerodactylus townsendi, 3375 nucleotides long. It is a transcript of the gene NFE2L2, whose product is annotated as NFE2 like bZIP transcription factor 2. Gene Ontology annotation, biological process: regulation of transcription by RNA polymerase II; cellular response to oxidative stress. The coding region runs from base 134 to 1915 and encodes 593 amino acids. NCBI's taxonomy places the organism in Eukaryota, Metazoa, Chordata, Lepidosauria, Squamata, Sphaerodactylidae. The record is from RefSeq and is a predicted model, not a curated record. The transcript is spliced from 5 exons. Gene Ontology annotation, molecular function: DNA-binding transcription factor activity, RNA polymerase II-specific; RNA polymerase II cis-regulatory region sequence-specific DNA binding. Gene Ontology annotation, cellular component: nucleus.
GCAGAGGCGAGUAGGCGGCCCGGUUGGUUCCCGGCGGAGGAGCAGAGGGGUCGGGAACUGCGAAGGGGACGGUAGCAGAAGGCAGGAUUCCCGGCUGGUCGCCGCAUCGAGCACGGAGGUGAGCGCCGCCACCAUGGAGGUCGAGAUGCCACAGAACCUGAUAGACAUUCUCUGGAGGCAAGAUAUAGAUCUUGGAGUAAGGCGUGAAGUUUUUGAUUUCAGUCAGAGGCAGAAGGAAUAUGAGCUUGAGAAGCAGAAGAAACUUGAAAGUGAGAGACAAGAACAGCUCCAGAAGGAUCAAGAAAAAGCUUUUCUAGCUCAACUGCAGUUGGAUGAAGAAACUGGCGAAGUUCUUCCUAUACAGCCCGCUGAAGCCAUUGAGUCAAGAAACACAGAUAUAUCCAGUAACUAUCCACAGAGUACCCACAUUUCCAGACAAGAUGCAGAUGACUUGUUCUUCAAUGACUGUAUGCAGCUCUUGGCAGAGACAUUCUCCUUUGUGGACGAAAAUGAGAUUCCCUCGGUUGAAUUUCAACAAGUGGUACCAUGCAAGACUGAGAGCAGCCAAGAUUUUGUUGAUUCUAAUCCAGUGCGGUCACAUGAUUCCUCCGGCCUUCAGUCUUCCAUUCCAGAGUCGGCUGAUGAUGAUGGCUUGCAAGUUAUAGAACAAGUCUGGAAAGAACUGUUUUCUAUUCCAGAGCUACAGUGUCUUAACAUUCAAAAUGACAGUUUGGCUGAUGUAACCACAACCACGUGCUCUGACAACCCAGCACCGGAGGCAGAUGUGAACUUUGCUUUUUACAACGCGCUGCCUGCCGUGGAGAAAGAAGUUGCCGGCUGCAGCCUAGAGUUCCUGAACAAUUUGGAGCCUUCGUACCCUGGCAGUGCACUGCCUGGUGAUCUCAAGCAAGAUAUCUCUUCACCUGCAAGCAUGGACUUUGCUGAGGAUUUCUACUCUUUCGUUGAUAUCAAGAUGAGCAGUGACAUGUCCCUCACACCGCCGCCGCCGCCGCCAUCGUUCGUGAACCCAGUCUCGGCUGGCUUUUUAAACGAGUCAAUUGAACUUUCUGAUUUUGCUCUGUGCAAAGCUUUUAACCGUGACCUGGCAGGGAACGCACUGGAAUGCAGCGAUUUGGACUCCGGCAUUUCGCUCAACGCAAGUCCCAGCACAACCGCUUCGCCUCAUUCUGACGGGUCGUCUUCCAUCUACAGAGACACAGGCUUUGGCUACAGUGAUUCCGAAAUGGAAGAGAUGGAUAGCACCCCUGGCAGUGUUCAAGGAAGUGAUGCUAGAACGCAUUCCUUUCAGUUGCACCCGCAAGCCUCUCUGUUUCUCGAGCAAAAUACGCAGAAGCCGGACCUGCAACUUUCAGACACGCCCCCAAAGGAACUGCCCACAAACCCAGGACACCCUGAGUCUCCAUUCAUGAAAGACAAACAGAACAGCCAGCCCAACGCUCAUCUCACAAGAGACGAGCUCAGAGCGAAGGCUCUGCACAUCUCGUUCCCCGUCGAGACGAUCAUCAACCUCCCGGUGGACGACUUCAACGAAAUGAUGGCCAAGGAGCAGUUCAGCGAGGCGCAGCUGACUCUGAUCCGGGACAUCCGCAGGCGAGGCAAGAACAAGGUCGCUGCGCAGAACUGCCGGAAAAGGAAGCUGGAGAACAUAGCGGAGCUGGAGCACGACUUGGAUGAUCUGAAGGACGAGAGGGAAAAGCUCCUGAAAGAGAAAGGGGCGAACGACCAAAGCUUGCGCCUGCUGAAGAAACAGCUGAGCACCCUGUAUCUCGAGGUCUUCGGCAUGCUCCGGGACGAAGAUGGCAAGCCGUACUCGCCGAGCGAUUAUUCGCUGCAGCAGACCAGAGAUGGAGACAUUUUCCUUGUCCCUAAGAUCAAGAAGCCAGAGACUAAAUGACGGGGAUCAGGAAGGCUUGUGUUUGCAGAGCUGCACUUAUAGUUAACCCUUUCCGCAAUGCAAAAACGUGUCCUAUUUUCAAGCGACUUAACACUGUUCUAAGCAUAUAUACACCCUCAGCCUUGACUCUGGCAAGUAUUUGGAUGGGAGACCUCCAAAGAACACCGGGGGCGUGCCGCGGAGGCAGGCAAUGCCAAACCGCCUUUGAACGUCUCUUGCUUUGAAAACCACACCUGAGGUUUCCAUGUCGGCUGCAACUUGACGGCACUUUACGUAUAUACAAGUAUACUUAAAAAUCAUUAGGUUAAAAAGAAUGUAUGCGCAAUGGGUAUCGCUUUUACAAAAACUUUAGUUCCUCCCUUUAUAUAUAGCAGCAGAUUGACUAAUUUGUUUCUGUGUAAAUAUUUCAGGACUUAUUUAUAUGCUUUUAUUGUUUUACUGAACUGUGUAUCCAGCAUGAUGAUCUCAUUUAGGCGGGGAUCAGUCUUGCAUUUGCAAGUUGCACUUGCAUUUCAUAACUAUAAAUGGAACAUUUGCUGUUUCUUAGAUUUUUACUUGCUUUGCUUCAUUAAGAAUACACACAUAAUAAAGGAAUACAAUUGGGGUGCCAAACAGCCAAGUUCAGUACCCUAAAGUCUCUUCAAUUUUAAUGGAAGAGUUAAGCAUCACUGAAGCCUUUGAAGCGCUUAUCCUUAGCUGCAUUGCACCCUUAAUUUUAAAAGUAUAAACAUGCUUUGCAUAUGAAUAUAUGCUAAUCUUUUGACUUUGGACUUAUUUACCCUCUGUGUGUGUGUGUGUGUGUGUGAUUUUCAUAUUGAUUACAAUCAGGGAAGUACAAUUCUGUCACAAUCUUUGCAAAAGAACAGAAUGUGCAAUUGGGUACAGUUGAGAAUUUCUACUUUUGUAAUGUGCUUGAAAGUUUGUAGAAUCUGUGGAAAUCAAAACAAGCCAGAGGUGGCGGCGGGGUAAGAGUCCAAGAUUUGGAGCUCUACUCAUGAUUAAAAUGACAGCCACCAAAAUGGGACAGUCUUCUGAUCGGCUCAGUUGCAUUAAUGCAGUUCACGGCAUGCAGGCUUUCUUGAAUAAGGACACUUAAAUAGUUGACUAGACACUUAUUUUUUAAACCAGAACAAUUGUAUCGACUUCUACAUUGUAUUAUGCAGUAUACUUCUUCCGAUUUUUUUAGUCUAUAGACUUGAUCUGUUAUAUUAAAAAAAUGGCCUUCUGUACGUUGAACAUAGUUUGUAUAAACGAACACAACAGGAAAUAAACAGGGACAUCUAAACCCAUUUAAGUAUGGCGUUUUCAGGAUUCAUUCACUUUUAAAAUUUAAUGGUCUCAAAAACAUACAGAAUUAAGUCCCACUGAUUUCACUGGAACUACAUUCCUAUGCAACUGCGGAAGACACUGUAAUCAGAUACUUUGACUUUUGGAUGCUGAUAUUAAACAGAUUGCAUUUA